Candida tropicalis MYA-3404 is the source of this 3015-nucleotide messenger RNA. RefSeq names its product Zcf5p (gene ZCF5). The record is from RefSeq and is a predicted model, not a curated record. NCBI's taxonomy places the organism in Eukaryota, Fungi, Ascomycota, Pichiomycetes, Serinales, Debaryomycetaceae. Gene Ontology annotation, biological process: DNA-templated transcription; regulation of DNA-templated transcription. Gene Ontology annotation, molecular function: DNA binding; zinc ion binding; DNA-binding transcription factor activity, RNA polymerase II-specific. The transcript has a single exon. The coding region runs from base 1 to 3015 and encodes 1004 amino acids.
AUGUUUCAAACUGUAGAACUCAAUCAACAACAGCAAUCUCCACCAGCAACGUCACUACCAAUACAAUCUUCAAAUGUUGAGAUCAUUCAGGAUGGUAAAAUCGUUAAGAAAGUUCAAAAAGCAAGACAAAGAAAGAUUUUAUCCUGUGUCUAUUGUCAUUCCAAGAAGAUCAAAUGUAACAGACAAGAACCUUGCUCUCAAUGUAAUAAAUUAAAAGUUGAAUGUAAAUAUUUCAUUAAUGAAAGAAUAAGUAGAGGAGGAAAGAAAUCAAGUCGAUUAACUGCUUAUGAAAAGAAAUUGAGAGGUAUCGAUACAGCAACAAAUAGCAGCAGCACAACAAUGUCAAUUACAGAAAACAAUCUAGAGUUGAAUAACAGAGCAAAUACUUCACCAGAUUCAAAUUCAUCUUCAUCUUGUAUUUCAUCAGGACAAUCUUUGGCUAUUACUUCAAGUGAAGCAACAACAAUCGAGGAACACAUAAAUAAACAAAAUGAAUCUAAUAACCACAAUCGAAACCCAUCAGAAGCAACUCCAUCUUCUACAACAUCCACCAAUGAAUUUAAGCAACCUCCUUCUGUUGAUAUGUCUGUUCAUUUCUUGGGUUUCCUGAAUAGAAUCGAAAACAAUCAUCCAUCAGCAACAGCAACUACAUCCAACAAUACCAAUAUACCAAGAAUAUCCACGCCAAAUAACAUUGAUUCUCCAUUAUCAAAUGAUCCGUUUGCUUUGGGAAGUAUGAUUCAAUCUCCGAUUAUUAACAAUGCCACCAAUAAUAUUACCAAUAGUUAUUUCAAUACAAAUUUCACCACUCAAGUCAACAACAAUCCAAUUUUAUCAUCAAACAACAAUAACAAUUCCAAUAGUACAGCAAACUUAAUAAGUUUUAAUUCAUCUUCAUUUCCUUUGGCAAAUCAAGACAUCCUAACUGCAUUUCCUAGUGGAUUGAAUUCCCCGGUUGUCGGUAAUAGCAAUCCUCCACCUCAAUCAUCAGUUUCAAUCCAACAAUCAGAUUCUAAAAAAGAUUCAAGUCCCUCUCACCAGCAACAACAACAGCAACAGCAACAAUCAGAUUCAUUAACUAAAGCUCAACCAAAUCCAAAUUUGUACAAUUCACUACUGGCUUAUUCAUCUAAUCCAGCUACAACCACGGUAAACUACUUGUAUGGUACAAAUACUUACUAUGAGAAUUCAAAUUUAUUAGAUGAUUUAUUUCAAUUUUUACCUCCAACUCGAGAAAGAAGUUUUGAAUUAAUGGAUAGAUAUUUAAAUUCUGUUCAUUUAUUAUUACCAGUUGUUGUCAACAUGACAGAAUUUUUAAAGCAGCACAAGAGAUAUUGGGAUAUUCGAUCGAAAUCGAAAAGAAGAACUUAUUCAUCUACUUCUAGUACAACAUCUCCUGAAAAUAACAAUCCUUUAGUUGAAUCUCCAUGUGAAAGUAAUCCAAGUAGUAAGCAUCAUAAUUUUGACGUUGAUUUUAAUUUUGUUCAAUUCUAUACUUUGUAUUUCCCAAUCUUGUAUGCUUCAACAAUAUCUGAAUUUGAAGAAUAUGAUAAUUUAUUGUUAAAUCAAGAUAUUGAUAAAUAUUUAAAAGGUUUUAACAAAAUUUGUCAAUAUUAUAACUAUCCUCAUGGUAUCAAAACUAUUCCUUUAUUAUUGGGUAAUGUUAUUAUUCAAAGUACUUCACCGAAUCCUUCAACUAUGGAAAUGGCACAAAUUAUCAGGUAUGCUAAAUUUUUACAUUUCCAUAAAGAUCCAUAUAUCAGUUUAAGAAUUAAAGAUCGUGAAGUUAUUAAAUUUAGAAGAUUGUUAUGGUGGGUUAUUUUUGGAUUGGAUGCUUUAAGUAGUCAUAACUUCUGUUUACCUCCAAAUUGUCGAAUUGACGAUUUUAAUGUGUUGAUGCCUGAUGAAGAAGAACCUAAAGAUGAUACUAAUCCAGAAGAUAAGAAAUUAAACUUGGGACUUGUAUCCAUGAAUAUUAAAUUUGGAUAUGAUAGAAUUUUAAGUGAAUUGGUUUAUCAUUUACAUAAUGGUUUAAGUGAAAACAUCUCCCUGAUUAAAAUUAAUGAAAUUAAGAGAAUGAUUACUGAUUAUCAUAAAAAUGUUGAAAAAUCAAUUGAUAAAAUUAAUAAAUAUUUCACAUUUAAAACAUCAGGAAAUUAUACAAUUCAAGAAAUUAAUUUAAUCAAUUUUGUUAAAAGUCAUUCAUGGAGUUAUGUUGAUCGUGCAUUGAUGUUACUUCACAAGAAGAUUUUACUUGGAUCACCAAAUAUUCCUGGUGAACAUGAACAAUUUGAUAUUCAUAUUAAUAGUCAAUUAAUAUUGGAUAAACCUCAAGAUGAUUUGACAUUAUCUAAAUAUGAAGAUACAUUUGGACAAAUGUUGGAAUCUAAUAUUAUUAAAAAUUUCAAUAAUUCAUCAAUUUCAUUAUUAAAAUUUGGGAAUUUUGAUAAAGUUUCAUAUGAAGAUUUAAAUAAUAAUUUAAUUCCUUCAAUUUUACAUAAUUUUAAUGAUUUUUUACAAUAUAAUGAUUUUAUUAAAUUUGGAAGAUUUAAUUGGUAUAUUAAAAGAACAAUUCCUAUUGAUUCAGUUAUUAUAAUGAUGGUUAUUAUUUCUGUUAAAUUUAAAUAUAAAUUUAUUGAUAAUGAAGAAUUCUCAAUUUAUAAGAAUCUUAUCAAUAAUGUUUUAUUUAUAAUUAAUAGAAAAUGGUUUAAAAAUGAAAAGUAUAAACGCAUGUUGAGUUUAACCAAUAUGAUGUGGGAAUAUCUCAUAAAGAAAUACACCAUUAAAGAUGCUCCAUCCAACACUACUAAUAAUAAUAAUACAAAUGACAACAACACAGGUACAUCUUCUGACAUUGAUAAGAGUAUUACAAAUGUUCAUACUAUUGAUGAAUUACAAUUAAAAGAAAAAAUUUUAUAUGAUUUAAGACAUAAUUUCAUUGAUAUUAAUGAUUAUUGUUCAUUUUAUUCAUCUUUAGAAAAUUUAUUAAACCAAUUAUUAAAAUACAUAGAAUAA